AUGCGUCCCGCGUGGUUCACCUUCGCGCUGCCACUGGCCGCGGCGCUUCCCCAGUAUUCGGAUCGCAAUUCGGGCUCAAAUGAGUUUUCGGACGGCACCAAGCUGAUCCUAGAUAGUACUCGGGACUCCGAAGUAUUCUCGGACGACACCGGGCGGCCUUCGGAUCGCAAUUCGGGCUCUAAUGAGUUUCGGAACGUCACCGGCCAUACGGCUUGGACUGAACACUAUUCUCAAGUGAAUACAAGCGGCAAGAGCCUGGGUCCGAAGCCUCAGCCUCUGUUGCAGGAUGAUCUGUCCAAGUUUGCCCAGCCGCGCAUCAUGACUGUCUCGGCCCUACCGAGUGCCCAUAGCGAGAAAGAGCGGCUCAAGGUGUCCCGGUAUUGGGCCGACUUUCAGCCAACGGGCUUCUACUUGAACCCGCUCGAGCCCAUCACAAUCGAAGUCUCUGGGCUGGGCGGCAAUGAGUCGAUAUUCGAGAUCCUGCUCGGCACGCUGUCUUUGAUCGACCCCAAUGAUCCGAACACAGACAAGUCUGCUAGGCUACUCCCGGCGCCGUGGUUGAGAGACGGCCGUCAGACACUGAAGUUUGCCCGAGGCGGCAUUCUCUACAUUCGCUACGUCUACAAGCCCAAUGAACGGGAACAGGUACCGCCUCCCGUAACCGUCACUUUCGGCGACGGACCCGCGGCCGUCCCGUUUCCCUUCUACCGGCCCGGGGUGACGACCGAAGCCGAGUGGCUGGACAUGCUGCGAGUGACAAAGGUCCCAUUCGCGGAGCACGCCGGCGAGCGCGUCAUCCUCACCGGGCUGGCGGCGGAGGCCUUGAAAUUCGCCGAGGAAGGACGGGAUCAAGUGCAGCUCUUGGAAUCGUACACGUAUAUCAUGGCUGUCCAAGACGACAUCAGCGGCCUGGACGCCAUCGCGCCGGACCCGCGGGAUAGACCCAGCCCCUUGCGAAUCAUGGUUGUGCAGGGGAACAAGCAGGAGUUUGCGAACGCGGCCAAUUAUCGUGUUGCCAUUGGAGGCAACACGACCAGCGAUAUCUGGGCCCAACGCACGCUUCAUAGGUCUUAG
Hirsutella rhossiliensis is the source of this 1074-nucleotide messenger RNA. Its product is annotated as peptidase m60, enhancin and enhancin-like domain-containing protein. Lineage: Eukaryota; Fungi; Ascomycota; Sordariomycetes; Hypocreales; Ophiocordycipitaceae. The coding region runs from base 1 to 1074 and encodes 357 amino acids. The transcript has a single exon. The record is from RefSeq and is a predicted model, not a curated record.